AUGGUGAUCCGUGCUUUGCCCGCAUGGCAUCAUCUCGAACGAAAAUCUAGAGAAGGCACGGAUGGUGAUUCGCGUUAUCUGUCUAUGUCAACAAAUGAGUGUUUCAUACUAUCUUUUCAUUCAACCAAACACUUCCAAGAAAAAGAAAAAAAUCUGGGGAAAAUGAAGUGUGAACUAUGUGGAAAGUUAGCUCGAAUGCACUGUGAAUCAGAUCAAGCAAACAUAUGUUGGGACUGCGAUUUGAAGGUUCAUGGAGCCAACUUCCUUGUAGCCAAGCACAAUCGAACCCUUCUUUGCCAUGUCUGUCAAAACCCUACUCCUUGGCUUGCAUCUGGUCGCAAUCUCGGCUCAGCCGUCACUGUUUGCGAUUCCUGCUUUGAGAACAGGAAUGAUGAGCCUGAAGUGACGGCGGAAGAGUCAUCGGAGGGAACGUAUGGUGAAGAAGAGGAAGAUGAAGAUUAUGAUGAUGAGGCGGUAGAAGAGGAGGUUGAAGAUGCUGAAAAUCAGGUGGUUCCAUGGUCUGCCGACUCUUCUUCUUUGUCAUUGUUGAAACCGGUCUUGGAGUGUAGCAGUGAUGAUGGCGGUGGUUUUGGGCUGAGGAGGAUGAGAGAAAAUCAAAGUUUUUGCUCCGAUGAUGAGAUUGGGUGCUCCUCAUCUCUCGUAGGCUCGGGAGGUUGGUCCAAUGGAGAAGCAUCAUCAUCUAUGGGAUCAUCAAGAUUUUUGAAGCAGCCAAGAUUAGCUGAAGUUCAUCCAUCAGCUAGAAAUGAAGAAGAUGGUGAACCAAAGUCCAGAUCAACGGCUGUCAUCUGCUAUCUGAAAAGGCUUCAAAAGCACACCAUCACCAAUGAUGAUGAUGCAUCGGCCACAAUCACUGGAAUCUGCAGGUUGAGGAGAGAUCAGAGCCGUUAAUUUCAUUCCCACACUAACUCUUAUUCAAUCCUAACAUAAUACGACCUCUUGUUGUAGUUUUUGU
This is a messenger RNA of Hibiscus syriacus, 973 nucleotides long. RefSeq lists its product as uncharacterized. Gene Ontology annotation, molecular function: zinc ion binding. Lineage: Eukaryota; Viridiplantae; Streptophyta; Magnoliopsida; Malvales; Malvaceae. The transcript is spliced from 3 exons. The coding region runs from base 1 to 909 and encodes 302 amino acids. The record is from RefSeq and is a predicted model, not a curated record.